Messenger RNA from Aureobasidium musti, 1773 nucleotides. NCBI's taxonomy places the organism in Eukaryota, Fungi, Ascomycota, Dothideomycetes, Dothideales, Saccotheciaceae. The record is from the annotation of a GenBank genome assembly.
AUGAGUCACGUCGCUCGUGCAGUCGUAGCUGCAGGUCUCACGGCAGCUGCAAAUGCUUCAUCUCUCGCCGAUGUUUGUACCGUCUCGAACGUCCAGGCCGCUCUGCCUGCCAAUGGUACUCUUCUCGGCAUCGAUCUGAUCCCUUCCGCUGUUACCGCAAGCGCUGUCUACAAUGCUUCCACUAGCAUGGGAGGAGGUAUGGGCGGUAUGAGUUCUGGCUCCGGAAGCACCUACAGCUACUGCAACGUUACUAUUACCUAUACUCAUACUGGCAAGAACGAUGAGGUUGUUGUCAAGUAUGCCUUCCCUCAGCCAUCCGACUUCAAGAUGCGCUUCUACGUUGCUGGUGGAGGUGGUUUCUCCCUCUCCAGUACCGCAACUGGAGGUCUUGAGUAUGGCGCUGUCGGUGGUGCCACUUCUGCUGGAUACGAUGCUUUCGACUACAGCUACGACGAGGUUGCCCUCGCCGGCAAUGGAUCCAUCAACUGGGACGCAACAUACAUGUUUUCCUACCAGGCUCUAGGCGAGAUGACCAAGGUCGGCAAGUAUAUCACCGAAGGCUUUUACGGCUUGAACAACACCAAGAUCUACACCUACUACGAGGGCUGCUCUGACGGCGGUCGUGAGGGUAUGAGCCAGGUCCAACGCUUCGGAGAUGAAUACGAUGGAGCCAUCACUGGUGCACCUGCCUUCCGCUUUGCUCAGCAACAAGUCCAUCACGUCUACCCAGCGGCUGUCGAACAUACCAUGGACUACUACCCUCCUCCCUGUGCACUGGCCAAAAUUGUGAAUGCGACCAUUGCCGCUUGCGAUCCUCUCGAUGGACGAACAGAUGGCGUCAUCUCCCGUACCGAUCUCUGCAAAUUGCACUUCAAUCUGAGUUCCAUUAUUGGAGAAUCUUACUACUGUGCCGCCGAGACUAGCUCGUCCUUGGGUUUCGGGUUCAGCAAGCGUCAGGCUGAGGGUAGUCAAACCAGCACCACUCCCGCACAGAACGGCACUAUCACCGCUCAGGAUGUUGCAGUCGCUCAAGCUGUCUAUGAUGGCCUCCACAACUCGAAGGGCGAGCGUGCAUACCUCUCUUGGCAGAUUGGUUCUGAGCUGUCUGACGCUGAUCCGACUUACAACACCAACACCAGCUCCUGGGAGCUCAACAUCCCUUCAACUGGCGGCGAGUACGUGACCAAGUUUGUUCAGCUUCUUGACCUCGACAACCUCUCCGAUCUUGAUGGCGUCACCUACGAUACACUCGUUGAUUGGAUGACCAUCGGUAUGGUCCGCUACCUUGACAGUCUUCAGACCACUCUUCCCGACCUCACUACCUUCAGAGAGACUGGCGGCAAACUCCUCCACUACCACGGCGAGUCUGACCCCAGUGUUCCUGCUGCUUCUUCGGUCCACUACUGGCAGUCAGUUCGCUCUGUCAUGUACGGUCAUCUCUCGCAAGAAGAAGCACAGAAAGAGCUACAAGACUGGUAUCAGUUUUACCUCAUCCCUGGUGCUGCCCACUGCGGAACCAACAGCCUUCAGCCUGGUCCUUACCCCGAGAAUAACAUGAACAUCAUGAUCGACUGGGUUGAAAAUGGCAACAAGCCUUCGCGUCUUAAUGCUACCGUCUCGUCGGGCGAUUACGAGGGCGAGACUCAGAUGCUGUGCCAGUGGCCAAGCCGUCCUCUGUGGCAUGGUAACAGCACUUUCGACUGCGUCAACGACAAGGCCUCUAUCGACAGCUGGACUUACACCUUCCCUGCUUUCAAGACAGUUGUCUACUAG